AACCCUAGAGACCUAGGGCUUCCUCCUUCCCCUACGACCACACCCGCCGCCGCGCCGCCGCAGCCGUCUCCGUCUCCGUCUCCGGCAACCAGACAAAAUGGUGAGAGUCAGCGUCCUCAAUGAUGCUCUGAAAACAAUGUACAAUGCUGAGAAACGUGGGAAGCGACAAGUGAUGAUCCGACCGUCAUCAAAAGUUAUCAUCAAAUUUCUCAUUGUGAUGCAAAAGCACGGAUAUAUUGGUGAAUUCGAGUUUGUGGAUGACCACCGCUCUGGCAAGAUUGUUGUUGAACUUAAUGGGCGCCUCAACAAGUGUGGCGUCAUCAGUCCACGCUUCGAUGUUGGCGUCAAGGAGAUUGAAUCAUGGACUGCCAGGCUGCUUCCCUCUAGACAGUUCGGGUACAUUGUCCUGACUACUUCAGCUGGCAUUAUGGACCAUGAGGAGGCUCGCAGAAAGAACGUUGGUGGGAAGGUCCUUGGUUUCUUCUACUGAAAGAGACUCUACGGGGUUUUCGUAUACAGUAGAUGGAUUCUCCCAGUGAGUGUUAGUGGAAGAGCAUUUUAUUAGCAGUCGAGUCAAAACCUUGUUAAGAUGAUCUGCGAUGUCUGAAUUGCCCUUUAAUGCCUUGUGCUUUCUUUUUGUGACUUAAGUAAGCUGCUGUAUUGCUCCUUGGAUGCAACAUGACUUUUUUUUAUGUCUUGAGUUAUUACUGAAAAUUCCUGGAA
This is a messenger RNA of Oryza brachyantha (malo sina), 723 nucleotides long. Its product is annotated as 40S ribosomal protein S15a-1. NCBI's taxonomy places the organism in Eukaryota, Viridiplantae, Streptophyta, Magnoliopsida, Poales, Poaceae. Gene Ontology annotation, biological process: translation. The coding region runs from base 98 to 490 and encodes 130 amino acids. The transcript has 4 exons. Gene Ontology annotation, cellular component: cytosolic small ribosomal subunit; ribosome. Gene Ontology annotation, molecular function: structural constituent of ribosome. The record is from RefSeq and is a predicted model, not a curated record.